Hemicordylus capensis (graceful crag lizard) is the source of this 942-nucleotide messenger RNA. RefSeq names its product olfactory receptor 14C36-like. NCBI's taxonomy places the organism in Eukaryota, Metazoa, Chordata, Lepidosauria, Squamata, Cordylidae. Gene Ontology annotation, biological process: G protein-coupled receptor signaling pathway. Gene Ontology annotation, cellular component: membrane. The transcript has a single exon. The coding region runs from base 1 to 942 and encodes 313 amino acids. The record is from RefSeq and is a predicted model, not a curated record. Gene Ontology annotation, molecular function: odorant binding; G protein-coupled receptor activity; olfactory receptor activity.
AUGGUAAACCAAACUAUUGUGACUGAAUUCUUCCUUCAAGGAUUUUCUAAUAGUCGAGAGCUACAGAUUCUGCACUUUGCUGUCUUCCUCUCUCUUUAUUUAGCAACCUUGAUGGGAAACUUCCUCAUCAUCAUAACGAUAGCCCAGGACAAUAAUCUUAAUGCCCCCAUGUAUUUUUUCCUGGCUAUUCUAUCCUCCAUAGAUGUCUGCUACAUUUCUAUCACUGUUCCGAACUCCAUGGCCAGUUCGCUGAUGAAUGACAAUCAGAUUUCAUACUCUGGAUGCAUUGCUCAAGUUUUCUUGGUUGUCACAUGUGCAACGGCAGAACUGUCCCUGCUCACCAUCAUGGCUUAUGAUCGCUAUGUAGCCAUCUGCCAUCCUCUGCAAUACACGCUGAUCAUGAACUGGAAUGUCUGCCUCCAAAUUACAGCUGCAUCCUUUAUAUGCAGUGUCAUCAAUGCAGUGGUGCACACUGUAAAUACUUUUCAGUUACAUUUCUGCCAGUCAAACAUAAUUGAGCAAUAUUUCUGCGAUAUCCCCCGGUUAUUAAGGAUAUCUUGCACAGACACAGAGGCCAAUGAACUGCUCAUGGUUGCCACUGCAGUGUGUGUGGGAUCAUUUUGUUUUUUAUUUGUAUUUGUUUCCUAUGGUUACAUCUUCUCUGCAGUAUUCAAGAUUCAGUCAGAUCGUGGCCGUUACAAAGUGUUCUCCACCUGCAUCCCUCACUUGACUGUGUUUUGCUUGUUUGUUUUUACUCUUAUGUUUUCUUACAUGAGACCAAAAGCCUUGUCUUUUCCAUCAGUAGACUUGGUAGCUGCUGUUCUGUAUAUAAUUUUACCACCACUUCUGAAUCCCAUCAUUUAUAGUCUGAGAAACCAAGAAAUCCAAAGGGCUUUAUGGAAAAUGGCCAAGACAAGGUUUGGCUUUCACAUGGUGACCUGA